UUUACCGCUUAUUAGUCCUCAAUGCGCCGUCGCAGAGCCCCGCUACGCACAGCGAAUCACCUAUCGUCAUCGCAAACUCCCCAUAAGCUGUCAAAUGGCGCACGAUAAGUCGAAUAACCGCUCGGCUUGCUCGAUGAGAUCGGCCAAUUCUGUUUCCAGUUCUGGAUAGGCCGGGGAGCUGUGGCCCUGUGGGGGGUAGCGUAGUACUUGUAACUCCUUAUCGUGCAAUCAUAUUAAAGAUGCUUGUGCCGUGCGACUUUUUUCUUCCCUCUUUCUUCCUUUGCUUGAUUUUCCGCAGUUGUGCGAUACUUUGAUCAUGUCGGCGAGCAAUGAUCCUGGCCUGCACGUCGCAGCCGCGCCUGAUGCGGCGCCUCCUACGCAAGACGGGCUGGCCGAUGUUGAAGCCCUUCAAGAGCAACGGGCAAGUCUUGAUCAUGACAAAAAGCUGGGUCUAGACAUAUUGCAGGCCGCGGAUAGCCCAGAAGACGGCUCUGUUAUUGCACCUGAUCAAUUUGAUGAUAAAUACAGAACUAGCAAAAAGGAAAUUUGGGCCUAUUAUGCUUACUACAUCGGUAAUAAUGGAUUGACUUUAUUCAAUUUUGCUCCGACGGCCUUUCAAAACCUGCUGUCGCAAGCUGCUGACUCGAACGGAAAUUUGCUCUUCGCUGGCAAAGUACGCUCCAUCAAUAGUAUCGUACUCCUCAGCAAUGGGAUUUCCUUCGCUAUACAAAUCGUCGUGUUUUUGGUCAUCGGUUCAUUUGCUGAUUUCGGUCAAUGGCGUCCUAACAUCCUGAUCGCCUUGUCGAUUAUUGCGUGGGCGAUAGGUUUUGGCUGGCUCGGCGUACACGACGCGAGCAAAUGGGAGGCAGCCACAGGACUAUAUAUCAUUGGCUUGAUUGCGUAUCAAACAACACUCACUUUUUGGACCGCUGCAUUUCCGGGCUUGGCACGUAAUACUGCGGAAAUGAAGCAAAAGGCAGAUGAAUUGGUGUCCGGCUCGAUCAGCCGAGAGGAAUAUGAUUAUGCGGAUACCAUGAAGCGCAGCCAGCUCUCCAACAUCGCUUUCUACAUCCAAUCUGUAGGGGAGGUCUUUAUCCUGGCCAUUAUUGUUGGAAUCAUGUUUGGGGUCAAUGUUAAUGCCACUACUGCCAACAAUAAUUGGGGGCUGAGUGUGUUGAUUGCAUUUGCAUCUGGUGUGUGGCUAUUGCUGUCCAUUCCCUGGUUUAUCCUGGAGAAAAGGAGACCCGGCCAAGAUCCAGCACCGCGAAACAUCAUCAUGGCUGGGUUGUGGCAAUUGUAUCAUGCGGCUACCCAAAUAUUGCGUCUAAAACAGAGUCUGAUCUACCUGAUUGGCUAUUUUCUACUGGGUGACUCUUUGAACACCACAGUUACAGUUAUCGCGACCCUUCAAAACACUAUUGUCUCUUACAACACUUUACAAUUGACCUAUCUGUUGAUUGUCGGUAUUGCAGCACAGGCUGUUGGUAUCUAUAGCUUUUGGUGGAUUCAGCAGCGUUUUUAUCUUGGCACGAAAACCAUGUUCAAUGUCAUCGCUGUAGCCAUCAUCUUACUCGAUGGCUGGGGCAUGAUCGGAAUCUGGACACAACGAUUUGGCUUCCACAAUACAUGGGAAGUUUGGGUAUACCAAACGUAUUAUGGUCUCUUCGUGUGUCCUUGGUACUCGUACAGCCAAAUAAUGAUCUCCGAAGUCACGCCUCGCGGCAAGGAGUUUCUCUUCUUCUCUCUUUUUAGCAUUAUUGGCAAAACCUCGUCUUUUAUUGGCCCGAUUGUGUCAAGCGCGAUUAUCGAUGCCAGCCCUAGUGGGAAUAAUUCCCUGCCAUUUUACUUUUUGUUCGGGUUGAGUUUGUUGAGUUUUGGUCUUUUAUUGUUCUUUGUCGAUCUGGCAAAGAGUAGGAAGGAGCAAGAAGUAUUCUUGGAGGAGGAGAAGAGAAGAUUGAAUAGAUAGUGCGAUUAUUAUAUAGAAUAUGCCAUCACACAAUUGAAUUGGGUAGAGGCGAUCUCCCCAUACCGAUAUUACUUUACUUGAACUCUGCAUUGUCUAGGGCCGGAUCCCAAGAAUUCUCUAUCAAUCUUUCAAUCGGACAUAAAGUGGUGUAAAUGCAGACGACGGCAAAAUUUUUUAAUACCAUUAAUUAUACAC
Messenger RNA from Talaromyces proteolyticus, 2161 nucleotides. RefSeq names its product putative autophagy protein. NCBI's taxonomy places the organism in Eukaryota, Fungi, Ascomycota, Eurotiomycetes, Eurotiales, Trichocomaceae. The transcript has 5 exons. The record is from RefSeq and is a predicted model, not a curated record. The coding region runs from base 317 to 1966 and encodes 549 amino acids.